Musa acuminata AAA Group (dessert banana) is the source of this 684-nucleotide messenger RNA. RefSeq lists its product as uncharacterized. The record is from RefSeq and is a predicted model, not a curated record. NCBI's taxonomy places the organism in Eukaryota, Viridiplantae, Streptophyta, Magnoliopsida, Zingiberales, Musaceae. The transcript has 2 exons. The coding region runs from base 1 to 684 and encodes 227 amino acids.
AUGACCACCACCGCCGCUGUUCCCCGGCCAGGAGACGACGCUGCCAGCGUCCAUCCCAGCCCUACUACCGUCGCCCCUUGCGUCGUAGCACAGCCGCUCGACCUCUCCUCCUCGGCGAUCGUUGGUGACGCUGCUCCCAACCGCGCCACCACCGCUGCCUCUCUACCGCCGCCCGCCUCCCCUUGGGUCGCAGCAGCAGCCGCCGAUUGUCACCCUCCUAGCGGCGACCGAAACAGGGCAACUCACGGAUUGCCCUUGUUCCCAGCCGCGUCACCACUACUUUUCCCAGCCGCAUCGCCGCCGCUCGAUCACCCGGCCAGCGACCUCUUCUCCUCGCGUCCCCAUCUAACUGGAGCGAGAAGGACUGCUGGCACCGCAGCCGCAGCUGUAGCCGCCGUCGCCGCCGUCGCCGUCGCCUUCCACCCGCUGCUCCCCCGUGCGACGACCACCGCUCGCCUCCCACCCACUGCUCCCGCCCGCUUCCCAGCCGCUGCUUCCAUUUGCUCUGCAUCCGUGGUGACUGAAACAGGGCAGUUAGCACCGUUGCAGUCGCGGGUCCCCUUGCUGCCGCAGUCGCGGAUCCCCUUGCUGUUGCGAACGCCGGUUGCCACCACCGUCGCCACUACUGCCCAGCCAGCGACGACGCCGCUCGCCGCCCAGCCUGGCAGCCUCCGGUUGCCGUAG